Aspergillus versicolor CBS 583.65 is the source of this 1792-nucleotide messenger RNA. RefSeq lists its product as uncharacterized. Gene Ontology annotation, biological process: regulation of DNA-templated transcription. Bases 1 to 1668 code for a protein of 555 amino acids. The record is from RefSeq and is a predicted model, not a curated record. Lineage: Eukaryota; Fungi; Ascomycota; Eurotiomycetes; Eurotiales; Aspergillaceae. Gene Ontology annotation, molecular function: DNA binding; DNA-binding transcription factor activity, RNA polymerase II-specific. The transcript has a single exon.
AUGGAUGGUCUUAGUCACUGCGAUCACAAGAUUGACUGGUCUUCAUUUGAGGGCCUUGAAUCAGGCCCCGCAAGAGGCCUCUUCGGUUCUCAACCACAACCCAACGAUGAGGCAUCUGGUAUCGGCCUGAACGAAAGAGAGUCUCUGGAAGACCCGUUUCCCAAUGAUACAUCGCUAGACGAUAUCCUUCACUGCGACACUCUGGUCCCAGGAAUUGGCUGGGAUGACGACGACUUCUUUCUCCCCCAAGGUGCCUGGAGACCCCCGGAGCCCUGCACGUACUGCCGCCGUAUGCGCCUGCAAUGCUUCUCCCUGCAGACCACAGAUGCCAAUCCAAACCCAGUCACCUCUUGCUCCAGCUGUGUGGCUCUGUUCCGGCAAUGCAGUCUUGCAGAGCGACACAAGCGGCAGCCACAUCAAUACGAAACGAAUCGGCCCGUGAUUGACCAACUGCACGGGAUCAGAGAGGACGACGUCUUGCCCGGGAGCACCGACGGUCCUGAUUUUGACGAAUACGAACUAUUUUCACUGGACACCACUCGGCCCGAAUUAUCUGGGGCAUCCUCUAACACAAGUGAGAGAGCUGGUUCUCAUUCUCGCUCUGUCAAGCGAACGCGGCCGUUGAGAGAAUGGCUGGCCUGCAAUAUCUCCAAUCCAUAUCCAACAAAAGCAGACAAGGCCGACCUUGCAAGCCAGACUGGGCUGACAAAGACGCAAAUUAACAACUGGUUCCUGAAUGCCCGACGGCGGCAGCGCCAUUCAGACAGGGUGGUCGCUCAACGCAAGAUCCUACCGCAAGGAUCACCGAUGCCCAGCGUGUCACCGUUGAGCAUGAUGACUCCACUGGAUCGCUGGCGCUGCUCGCCUCCAGAUGAGGAGCCCAUAACCAUAUCUCCGGCCGCGCUGGAGAGCGCAUUGAACGACAGCUUCUACACGGACUCGCAGCCCGCGGGAAGUGCCGGCUACGCAUCGUCGUCUAUAAGCGGGGAUUCCUGGCUUCACAGCCAACCACAGUCCUUAUACACUUCAUCGAAUCCAGAUUCGACGGGCGAAUUCUGCCAUUCAAAUGACAGCAACUCCGUUAGCAGUCUGGGUACAAGCCAUGACGCGUUCACGCUACCCCCUUCAUCGACCCGAGCUUCAACUGCUCCAUCCAACCCAACCUUUCAGUGUACAUUUUGCGCGCGGACGUUCAAGAAGAGAUUCGACUGGCGACGCCACGAGCUAAGCGUCCAUAUGCCCAGACUCAACUCGUGGGCCUGUGCUGUCCCUUUAGCCCCCGACGAAUCGUUCGUGAUCUGGCGCACUGGCCAGGAGAGUCCCGAGUGCAUCUUCUGCGGCCAUACAUCUCCUACUGACGACCACUUCCGGUCGCACGAGCUCGACUACUGUUCCCACGGUCCUGGUGGUGGACGAGUCUUUAGCCGCAAAGACCACUUGUGGCAGCAUCUGUACAAGUUCCAUGGCUGUCGGAAGUGGGACGGGUGGACGCCGGAUUUGGCCUCGCUCAAGAAUAAUUCCGAUGCUAUCAAAAGCCGCUGUGGAUUCUGUGACGUGGGCAUGAUCAGUUGGAAAGAGAGGGAGCAGCAUAUGGCGGAUCAUUUCCUUAAGGGAGUCACCAUGGCCAGCUGGACGGGCGAACGUGGGGGGGUGGAACAAAGCCCGUAGGGCUGCCUUAGCUUAUUAGCAUUAAUAGUUCUGGUUCAAGCGUUGUAUCACACCCGAGUUACUACUCUUGCCACACGGCAUCAUCGUUCAGCUCUGGUUGUGAUAUAUAUAUACAUAGUUUAUC